AUGUCGAGGACUCUAGUCAGCCAUGUCGUUAGUAUAGAGAUUAGUGAUGGAAGAGGAUCGAUGGAGACAAAGGAUGGAGGUCACGAAUCAGACCUUCGAUUAACUAUUGCGCAAGUGGCGUUUCUGGUUCCGAGCCUAGGAAGUAAGAUUCCUAAUACUUUUUGUCUUAAUUGGACUAACACGUCUGCAGUAGUUAAAUCUCUACUCAUGAUGCCGUGUCGAAAUUGUCUGGUGGUUUUUUUCAUUGGCCUUUCCAUAGCCAUGUGGAUAGUGACGGAUGAACUUCGGGAAUGGUGUCACAGAGAGUGGAAAUUCUAUAAACACGCUUCACAAAUGCCUGGACCACCGGCUCUUCCGUUCGUAGGAAACGCGUUUUGGUUUGCCUGCCGUGGCGAUGAGCUGCUGAACCGGAUUAUUCAACUGUGUCAGCCGUACGAUGAUCCUUUUCGUCUCUGGAUGGGACCGAAGUUAAUCGUGGUGGUCAAAAACCCUCGAGAUAUCGAAGUAGUCCUCAACAGCAGCACUGCAACGUACAAGCCAUUCGAAUACCGUUUUUUGGCGGCAUACUUGGGUCAAGGUCUCGUUACUGAAUCAGGUUCCAUCCACAGAGCACAUCGUAAAGUGAUAAUGCCGAUGGUAAAUGGCAAGCCAUUGAAUGCGUUUGUCGAUUGCUUUGACCGACACAGCCGGCGUUGCGUUGAGCGCUUGGAGAGUAAAAUCGGUGCAGGGGAAUUCGAUAUAAUGCACUACAUGGACGAUUGUACGUUUGACAUGGUUUUGGAAACUAUAAUGGGAACUCCUGGGACAUCUCAGCAUGACGGAUACAAGGGCUUCAUUCACUACUCCACAAAGGCCAUUACGCUGGCUCAUGAGAGAGGGAUGAAAGUUUGGUUGUAUCCCGAUUGGUUAUACGCAUGCACAAUUCCUGGUCGACAAUUCGCCAAUGCAAUGAGCAUUCUGCACGACUUUGCAUCAUCUCUCGUCACAAAAAAAAAGGAAGAGUAUCAAGCGUUAAAGACGAAUUCUGAUGCUUCGGUAAAACCGGGAACAGCGGUUCUAGAUCGGCUGACAGCUUACAAUGAAGAGGUAGAACGCAUGGACGACAUUGCGCUCAGAGAUGCAAUAUCAAAUAUCUGGAUUCCGGCACAAGACCCAACAGCUCUGACUAGCUCGUUCCUUUUCGUGAUGCUAGGAAUGCACCCGGAUGUUCAGGAUAAAGUUCGAGCCGAAGUGCGCGAAAUUAUCGGAGAUGCAGAUGUCACUGUGGAAAAACUUGCAAGGCUAAAGUACUUGGAAUCGGUGAUCAAAGAAACCAUCCGUCUGUUUCCGGUGGGGCCAAUAAUAUUGCGCGAAGCGACAGAGGACUUGGUUUUCGAAUCGUGCGUUGCACCGAAAGGCUGCACCCUCGCUUUGGUCGUGUAUGAGACGCAUCGCGAUCACAAGUACUGGAAAGACCCGGAAAAGUUCAAUCCUGACAGGUUCGCACCAGAGAAUUCGAUCGACAGACAUCCAUAUGCUUUCGUGCCUUUCAGCGGUGGCAUUAGGGGCUGCAUUGGGCGACAGUACGCCAUGAUGGUGAUCAAAACAAUAACAGCUAGAAUUGUUCAGGACUACAGACUAAGCUGUAAUAGAUCAUUAGACACGUUACCACUGAAAGCCGGUGUAUCUAUCCGGUCUAUAGACGGUUACAACGUGGCAAUAACGAAACUGUAA
This is a messenger RNA of Diprion similis, 1713 nucleotides long. RefSeq names its product cytochrome P450 4C1-like. NCBI's taxonomy places the organism in Eukaryota, Metazoa, Arthropoda, Insecta, Hymenoptera, Diprionidae. The coding region runs from base 1 to 1713 and encodes 570 amino acids. Gene Ontology annotation, molecular function: iron ion binding; monooxygenase activity; heme binding. The record is from RefSeq and is a predicted model, not a curated record. The transcript is spliced from 13 exons.